AUGGCGGCGCCCUCAAACAAAAUGGCGGCGCCGCUAAGAUGGCUGCGCGGAGCGUUGAGCCAGCCCGUGGGGGGGUUCCAGGCCCCCACCCGUGUGGUCAUCGCCCGGCCCUCGGCCCCUCCCCCACGCCCAACCCCCACCCACCCCGGAGCCCCCCAGGCUGGAGCCGGCCCCGCCCCUGGGGGGGCGUCGCUGGCGCAGGUGAUCAGCGGGCUGGUGGGACAGCUCCUGAUGCAGCCACUGGUGCUGGACCCCGGCCCUGCCCCCCAGGCCGGAGUCCGGGUGGCCGAUGGGGUGGACAUCACCCGCACCAACGUGGAGUUCCUGCGGGAGCAGUUCAACCGCAUCGCGCUGCACGUGCUGCGCUGCACCGACGGCUCCUUCGGGCCGCGCCUGCUCGAGCUCUGCAAUCGGGGCCUGUUCGAGUGCCUGGCGCUGAACCUGCACUGCCUGCGGGGCGAGCGGGGGGCGCUGGGGGCGCUCAUCAGCGACCGCAUCCGCCGCCUCUCCGCGGACGUGCCCCCGUCUCUGGUGGGCUGGCUCACGGCCGUGGUGGGGCUGCGGCUCCAGGCCGUGCUGGAGCAGAUGCCCGUGACCCCCGAGCAGGUGCUGCCCUACGUGCGGCACCUGGGCGAGCCCCCGGAGCCGCCGCCCCGCCAGCCGCUGCCCGAGGAGCCAAUGGAGGUGCAGGAGGCGGAGCCGCCCCCGGACGACGCCCAG
Molecule: messenger RNA, 720 nt
Organism: Sturnus vulgaris (Common starling)
Lineage: Eukaryota; Metazoa; Chordata; Aves; Passeriformes; Sturnidae
Source: RefSeq, a predicted model, not a curated record